AGCCGUACCCGUACCCUCACAUCACGGAGUGCUCAGUUAGCAAUAGAGCAAGCCGUCCAAUUCACAGAGCAAGCCAUCACCGCGCGGGAAGCAAUGAAGCAAAAGAUCGUGAUCAAGGUGAGCAUGCCGUGCGAGAGGAGCCGGACCAAAGCCAUGACGCUGGCCGCCGGAGCAAAUGGGGUGAUAUCGGUGGCGAUCGCCGGGGAGAAGCUGGAGGUGGUCGGCGACGACGUCGACCCGGUCAGGCUGGCCAGCUGCCUGCGCAGGAAGGUCGGCCACGCCGACAUCCUGCAAGUGGAGGAAGUCAAGGACAAGAAGCCGUCCGAGGACCCCAAGCCGCCGCCGGCGCCGCCGGCGCCGCAGCCCGUGGUCGUGCACCCGCCGCCGCCGCACUGGCCGCACUGCUACCCCGGAGGCUACCACCACCACCACCACCACCACCACCACCCGCCGCCGCCGCCGGUGGUCGUCUGUGACGAGCCCAGCGGCUGCCACAUCAUGUAAUUAGAACGGCUGACAUGAAUAGCUGAGGUCGAUUUUUUUUCGUCAUGUAGGUACAGUUCUUUUCAGCGACUUGAGGUUAAUUGAGGGAGCUAUGAACGAUUUGUGCAAAUAAAGUUUACUUUUUUUUUUUGCGG
Molecule: messenger RNA, 638 nt
Organism: Zea mays
Lineage: Eukaryota; Viridiplantae; Streptophyta; Magnoliopsida; Poales; Poaceae
Source: RefSeq